Molecule: messenger RNA, 6002 nt
Organism: Esox lucius (northern pike)
Lineage: Eukaryota; Metazoa; Chordata; Actinopteri; Esociformes; Esocidae
Product: solute carrier family 12 member 8
Exons: 13
Coding region: 392-4612 (1406 amino acids)
Biological process (GO): cell volume homeostasis; potassium ion homeostasis; heart development
Cellular component (GO): membrane
Molecular function (GO): calcium ion binding; potassium:chloride symporter activity
Source: RefSeq, a predicted model, not a curated record
GCUACUGAUUCUACGGUAAUCAUGCACUACAUACAUCAGUACACUACAUAUAGGCGUACACACUAAGAUAAUACACAAUCACAGAUUCAGAGUGCAGUUGAUCUCAUAUCCAGCCCGCGGAACGAAUCAUUCUACUGCUAGAGCGGAAUAGGGUGGAAACCACUAUCGCUGUUAGUGUGGGAGGAGUUAGGCGCCUCAGAUGUGAUAACAGGCUUCUGUUUCCAGCACCACUUUAUCGUCUCCAAAGUUCGAAUCAAUGGAUGUUUAGGGUCUCAGAAGGAUUGGAAAUGAGAAAUGACUGAAGGUUACCAUUUCUGAUGGUAUCUAUGAGUGACUUGCUGCUACUGUGGAUUAUGCUCCUACUCACCGCCGUUUACAGGUCGUUUUGAUCAUGGAAACGUGUUUUUUGUGUCACGUAGUCCUAGUCCGCCUUUCUCUCAUGGUCCUCUUGGUCAUUUUGAGACCCCUCAGUGCGUGGACAUACACAUCCAACAGCAACAAUAUGGAUAGGACAUUGGUAACGAAGGGAUACUUUUCCCCCAGUGUUACGAACUCGGAAGAAAUAACUGCCAUAACUGAUUUACCAAAAGACUUGUUUACUAUUCCUGGAACUUCUACAGAUCUUUGGGAGUUCUCACCGUCGACUGGAUCAGAUAUUCACCACAGAGUCAGGCAUUCUGAUGCUACUGACAUACCAAGGUUAAGUGAAGACAAAUUAGCCAGUGAACAAAACAUGCACCCCUCCACGGAUUCAACCAACUGGACUUCAGAAGAAACUCAUGGCUUGUCGACAGAGCAAAUGAGCUCCACCUUUGUAGUAUCCACAGAGCCUACCAUUCAGUGGAAGGACCAGACCAUCCUAACGCCAGAGCAUAUACCAGAGGCCUACCGUGGGCUCCCAGCAGAACUCAGGGCUGUGACUCAAACCAAGCGCUCAGUAGACCUUGGUUCCCUGUCUGCUACUGAAGCCAGACUGUCUCAGGACAGUAUUGAUACUGAAAGAAGUCUUAGAAAGGACCGGUCAAAUGACGAAAGCACCGUGGGCCUAAGACGAAACCAGUUGACAGAACGAAGCACUGUAGGCCUUGUAGAGGGCCAGUCACCAGACAGAGGCACUUUGCAUCCCUUACAGAACCAGCCAACAGAAAGAGGGUCUUUGGCUCUCAAAGAGGACCACUCAACAGAAAGAGGCUCUGUGGAUCUCAUAGAGGACCACUCUACAGACAGAAGCACUGUGGGUCUCAUAGAGGACCUGUCAACAGACCGAAGCACAUCAGGUCUCAGACAGAACCAGUCGAAAGACCAAAGCACUGUGGUUCUCAGAGAGGACCUGUCAACAGACCGAAGCACAUCAGGUCUCAGACAGAACCAGUCGAAAGACCAAAGCACUGUGGUUCUCAGAGAGGACCUGUCAACAGACCGAAGCACAUCAGGUCUCAGACAGAACCAGUCGAAAGACCAAAGCACUGUGGUUCUCAGAGAGGACCAGUCAACAGACAGAAGCACAAUGGGUCAGGACAGUUCAAACAACAGAGGCACAGUGAGUCAGGACAGUUCAACAGACAGAGGCACAGUGGGACUCGGAGAGGACCAGUCAACAGACAGAAGCACAAUGGGUCAGGACAGUUCAAACAACAGAGGCACAGUGAGUCAGGACAGUUCAACAGACAGAGGCACAGUGGGACUCGGAGAGGACCAGUCAACAGACAGAAGCACAAUGGGUCAGGACAGUUCAACAGAGAGAGGCACAGUGAGCCAGGACAGUUCAACAGACAGAGGCACAGUAAGUCAGGACAGUUCAACAGACAGAGGCACAGUGGGACUCGGAGAGGACCAGUCAACAGACAGAAGCACAAUGGGUCAGGACAGUUCAACAGACAGAGGCACAGUGAGUCAGGACAGUUCAACAGACAGAGGCACAGUGAGUCAGGACAGUUCAACAGACAGAGGCACAGUGGGACUCGGAGAGGAACUGUUAACAGACAGAGGCACAGUGGGUCUCAGAGAAGAUCAGUCAACAGACAGAGGCACAGUGGGUCUCAGAGAAGAUCAGUCAACAGACAGAGGCACAGUGGGUCAGGACAGUUCAACAGAUCUAGGAACAUCCACUGUGAGUCGAGCAGGAGAGAGGACCUUACUUUCCGUGACCUUCAACAGCACAUCCAUGUACCCAGAGGACUCUAAUUCCUCCUCUCAGGCUUCCAACUGGGGCUCCCCUGCCGGCCACACUGGGCCCAGGGACAUCACGGAUAGUAUAUCCUCUACUGAACUUGACAAUACAGACGCUACAUCAGACUCUCACAACCCCACCGACACUAUAUCCUCAAAGGGUAGACAACCUUCUGAAACCCAGUGGCCUGGUACAUUCUCCUCCAGGGGGACCCAUCCACUGACUGGACCCCCGAAUGUGACAGAGCAGCGGGAUCUCACCUCACUAGGCUCGGAGGGGACACCCAGCUCCACCCCUCCACUCAGUAGAUACAGGGACAGAGACACGACCGACUCCAGUCAGCCCCCCAGAGGCAGGACAUCCCAGACAGAAGAUGGUGUGUCUGCUUCCUCACAGACCCCUGUGAUGUUGUCAGGAGGCCCCAGCCGUCACAGCACCAAUGCCUCUCAGGAAGGAGACAGAGAGGUUACCUCCAUCAUGGUCACUGGCCUGGGGACCACCGACUCCCCCACAGGUCCACUCAGCACUCGAGGAGACCAGGGAGAGACGGAGGGGGUCCCAUCGGUCAACACAGAGGACAUCACCAGCCUAGGACCGGGUCCGACCACUGGUUCCCCAACACUAGGGGACCGAGCCACUGCCCUGGACGAUUCCCCGUCCCGGUUCCUCUCGGGCCAGCCUCCCUUCAUCCCCAAGACAGAACAGCCGGCCGUUGCCACGGAGGUCCUGGAGUCUACCGUGCCCAUUACUGUGAUGAUGACCUCACAGGUCACUGAGGACGAAACCAACAGAGUUACCACAGCAACCAGCACCACGCCGACCCCUCCUCCGGCUACCACCAGGAUGGUUCAACCCAGCACCACCACUAUCAUCGAGGCCCGGACUCCACCCACGUCUAUACCUGCCACCACUACCUCUUACACUACCCUGGGUCUCCAGACCUCCACUUCCACACCCCAGCGCCCAGGGACCCCGCAGACCCAUACCCAAGGGCCCUCGACAUGGGUGAGCUCCACCGACGUCACCACCUUGCACUUGGAGACCAGCACGGCCACACCGGGAAACAACACGGCCCACAGUGGCCAGGGCCCGACCUCGACCACAACAGCUUCCUCCACCACCCAGAGUGCCACCUUUAGGGGCACAGUGGAACAGCACAGUUUAGGGAAACCCACUGACAGGGGCACCACUGUGAUACAGGUGACCACAACUCCAAUGGACAUCAGACCAACACAGCAGAUGCCAGGCAGCGCCUGUGAGCCCAAUCACUGUCUGAAUGGAGGGGUAUGUGCAGCCAAAGGAGGGACUGCAUCCUGUUCCUGUCUGCCUGCAUGGACUGGACCUACCUGCAAUAAGGAUGUGGAUGAGUGUGAGAGUGGUCCCGGAACCUCGGGCCCCUGUCCCAGCAACUCUAAGUGUAAGAAUAUCAUGGGCUCAUUCAGCUGCGAGUGUCCCUUGGGUCAGGACAUAGAGAACGGUCGAGAUUGCACGCGAGCCAAGACUUUCUUAGGGACGUUCAGUGUCAACAACCCCACCCAUGACUCCAUGCUGUCCAGGAGUGUCAGCCUUCAUGAGAUCCAGAGGGAGAUCAACCAGCUGCUUAAUGCCUCAUUAUCAACUCUGCGUGGAUACAGACAAUCUAUUUUGAAAGAAAAAGGGAAUGAUAGUGCCAGUAUCUCAGCUGUCAACAUGUUCUCCAUCUCUGCUGAUGUGACGAGCUAUGAUGUCCUCCAUAACAUACAGAUGUCUCUGAAGAACUGUACCAACAGCGCUGGACACUGCAGAGUGGUGGUCACUCAUCAGCUCUCCUAUCAUAAUGAGAGUCUCUGUCUGGCCCAGAACACCCAGUGUCACCCAGAGCGUUCCUUAUGUAAUGACUCCAGUGGGACAGCCUACUGCCAGUGUCCACCAGGGUACUAUAAACUAAACCCGGACGACCAAUCCUGCAUAGAAUGCGGUGAUGGACUGAAACGGGUCAACGGAACCUGUGUCAGGUGCACAUUUGGAUUCGGAGGAUUCAAUUGUGGAAAUUUCUACAAGCUGAUAGCUGUGGUGGUAUCGCCAGCAGGGGGUGCCCUUCUUCUUAUUCUCAUCAUUGCUCUCAUCGUCACCUGCUGCAAGAAAGACAAGAAUGACCUCAACAAGAUCAUUUUCAAAAGUGGAGAUUUCCAAAUGUCGCCUUACGCAGAGUUUCAGAAGAGUAACCGUGUGUCUAUGGAGUGGGGGAGGGAGACCAUCGAGAUGCAGGAGAAUGGAAGCACUAAGAACCUGCUCCAGAUGACAGACAUCUACUACUCUCCCGCGUUGCGUAACUCUGACCUGGAGCGUAAUGGCAUCUACUCAUUCUCCGGCCUGCCGGGCUCCCGUCAUUCCUGCAUUUACCCCGCCCAGUGGAACCCUUCCUUCAUCAGCGACGACUCACGGCGCCGGGACUACUUCUGAAGCCCAGACACCCCGUCUUUCCCUUAAGCCUAAUUUACAAAUUCCCCAUAUGUCCACAUUCUCUCCUUUCUGCACAGAGGUUCUGCGACCUGUGCAGGAAGUGUCCCAUGGAUGUAGAGAUUUUGUAGCACCUGAGGAAAUGUGCCAGACAAGACAUUCAACAGCGCAACAUUUCACUUGAACGUGUGAUAUUCUGGAGGUGUAGGUCCUGAUCAUAUCGUGCUUAUGCACGCACAUUUGCCAUCAUAGUCAAGACAAACCAAGUGUUGUCAUGGUAGCACACACGGGCAUGAAGGCUGCAUCUGCUUUGCCUUCAGCAAACCACGCCUAUGAUCUUCAGCACAUACUGUGGUGGUUCUGUCCUUGGGCCUGGACCUGAAGAUACAUUAGCAUCCACUGGACCGGGUGGAAUUAAGAGGGGAGUGCCCCAAAAACAUUUUGCUCUGAUCGAUCGGCAGAAAUGUAACCAUAUGUUUGGAUGGUUUGUCAAAAGAAAUAACCCAUCAGUUAUACAAAUUACCAUUAUAAAUGGAUGAAUAGUUGUUCUGUUCUGCGAAUUGUGUGUGUGUGUCUGUGUGUGUGUGAACACCCAGUUGCCAACUGCUGUGAUUUUUUUAAUUACCAGGAUCGUUGUAUUGGCCGUGCUGUCUUUAGACGGAAAGAUCUGGAGUUUCCUGAAGCUUUUGUUCAAUCCGGGCCGAAGUGUUUACUUUCGCACUGAAGUCCACUGAGGCCUGACUGAAGUGUUGAGUCAAAGUAUCCUCCACUGCUGCUUUGAACAAACUGUAGCAUGAAUGUGAUCCGCACAGCCCAGAAGCUUGCAGGAUAAUCAGAUCCGUAGCCACUGUGUAUUUCAAAUGUACAGGAAAAACAGGUGGAAAAGAGGAAGUUGCCCCAUUUGUUAUGUAUGUGUCAAGUACUGUUACAUUGUGUAAAAAUAUUUAAUGUUCUGUCAAUUCCUUAUUAAAAACAAAAUACAGUUUUUUACAACCGCAGUAAAAGUGCAGUAACUGCAUAUAUGAUAUUCUGUAUGAAUGUAUUCAUAGAUGGGAUGUAUAUCUUAGAUAGUUUAUUGAGGUUGGAUUUUUGGAACAGUUUUUGUAAUUUAUUGAAUGUAUCUUAACAGAAAUGCUCAACACAUUGUUAAAUCAACUCAUACCCCUUCCUAUUCUCUAGGGAGAAACAUUAGAAAUUUGUGUGAGGCUCUUCAUUGGAUUCGGUUCAAUAACAAUGCCAAGUAUCAUUGAUUGUUUGCAUAAAGAUGUACUAUAUUUUCCUGCUAUUUGUAGAUAGAGUACACUUUUAUAUGUUUGUUGGAUUCCUAAUAUGAACGGUCUGUUAACCUCUGGCGUUUUAGUCAGACGUGUAUUUAAUUAAAGGAAAGUAUGAC